AUGUAUUCAAGAUCGUUGCUCUUGGUGCUUUACAAGUUUCGCGGUGCUGUCCACACGGCGUGGACCCUUAUCUCACUGCCCCUUUACUGGCCAAAUGGCUCAUCUGAGUUCAUUAUAUCUCAAGAGUCCGAUGGCUUCGACGUCACAUUCGCCAAUUAUAGCAGUUUCCAAACGACAGCCGGCAAGGGCGUCAUCGACAACGUGCCUGCCAUUCUUCACCACAUAAUGCUGGGAUCUCGUGCGCCGGAAUCGACAUGGAACACUGCCAGACAGAGUUGUCUUGACUGGCAUCCGGGCUUCGACUAUCACCUCUGGACAGACGAGAACGCUGCGACAUUCGUUGCCGAGAAGUUUCCCGACUUGAAGGCAAUGUGGGAUGCUUAUCGGCUCCCUAUUCAACGGGUGGAUGCGCUGAGGUAUAUGAUACUGCACGAGUACGGUGGGAUCAUUUUAGACAUGGAUCUCCAGUGUAGGAGGUCUCUCGGACCAUUGAGGCAGUUCAAGUUUGUCGCGCCAGCGGCUCAUCCUACCGGAUUCUCUGUCAGCUUUCUGAUGGCGAGUAGAGCCAACGAAUUUGUUGGAAAUAUUCUUCAAAAUCUGAAGACAUAUGACAGAAAUUGGUUCUACCUCCCCUAUGUCACCGUCAUGUUUAGCACGGGUGGCCACUUUGCAUCUGCUCUCCAUGCUCGGCUGCCCAAUAGAGCAGAGAGCAAAAUUCUGUCCGGCCCUCUGAGCAAUCCCAAACUGCAUAGCUUGAAUGGUCAGGCUGUAACGCCAAUCUUCAACCACCUCGGCAGCUCGUCGUGGCAUUCAUUCGACGGCUGGUUUCUUAUGCUAUUAGGCAGGCAUAUAAAAUUGGCAUGCAUCUUGGGCGGAAUUAGUGUCUCUGUGUUCACGGACAUCGACAACCUUUGGGACAGAUGCAGAUGA
This is a messenger RNA of Emericellopsis atlantica, 930 nucleotides long. Its product is annotated as putative glycosyl transferase. Lineage: Eukaryota; Fungi; Ascomycota; Sordariomycetes; Hypocreales; Bionectriaceae. Gene Ontology annotation, molecular function: mannosyltransferase activity. The record is from RefSeq and is a predicted model, not a curated record. The transcript is spliced from 5 exons. The coding region runs from base 1 to 930 and encodes 309 amino acids. Gene Ontology annotation, biological process: mannosyl-inositol phosphorylceramide biosynthetic process.